Molecule: messenger RNA, 1727 nt
Organism: Jatropha curcas
Lineage: Eukaryota; Viridiplantae; Streptophyta; Magnoliopsida; Malpighiales; Euphorbiaceae
Gene: SIP4
Product: SOS3-interacting protein 4
Biological process (GO): protein phosphorylation; signal transduction
Molecular function (GO): protein serine/threonine kinase activity; ATP binding
Source: RefSeq, a predicted model, not a curated record
UACUAAAACGAAAGACACUUUCUCACAAUCGUCUUCAAUUAAGACUCCAUUUUCGUCAAGAAAGUCUUCUUCUCUCCAUUAAAUAGUUAUAUCUCUUUAACUUCACCAAACUAACACCGCUAAAUUCGCUCCUAAGAAUAAGAUUUCCUCUUUUAGCUUCUUCUUUCCUAUCAAAUUUUUACACCUUCUGUGUAAUUGCAUUAUUUUUCUCUGUUUUGGUCGACGUCGCUCGCUCUGUUCGAUCUCCGGCGGCCGUUAAUCAUGGCGGAGAUCGAACAUAUCGUGCAUAAUGCCUUGUUUGGCAAGUAUGAGCUCGGUAAGCUCCUCGGCUGUGGUGCUUUUGCCAAGGUCUACCAUGCUCGCAAUGUUCGAACCGGACAGAGUGUCGCCAUCAAGAUCAUUAACAAGAAGAGGAUUGCUAAUUCUACCUUAAUGUCCAAUAUCAAGCGUGAGAUCUCCAUUAUGCGUAAGCUUAACCAUCCGAAUAUCGUGAAGCUUUAUGAGGUAUUAGCUUCUAAGACCAAAAUAUAUUUCGUUAUGGAAUUUGUUAAAGGUGGAGAAUUAUUUGCUAAAGUUGCUAAAGGACGCUUUAGCGAAGAUCUUAGCCGCAAAUAUUUCCAGCAAUUGAUCUCCGCCGUUGGUUAUUGUCACUCCCGCGGUGUUUUUCACCGAGAUUUGAAGCCUGAGAAUCUCCUCCUCGAUGAGAAUGGGAAUUUGAAGGUUUCGGAUUUUGGACUCAGUGCUGUUACGGACCAGAUCCGAACCGAUGGACUUUUGCAUACUUUAUGUGGAACACCGGCUUACGUUGCGCCGGAGAUUUUAACGAAGAAAGGUUAUGAUGGUGCUAAGGUGGAUGUUUGGUCAUGUGGUGUCAUUUUAUUUGUUUUAACCGCCGGCUAUUUGCCUUUUAAUGAUCCGAAUCUUAUGGCUAUGUACAAGAAAAUCUACAAAGGCGAAUUUCGGUGCCCGAAAUGGAUGUCUCAGGAUCUAAGACGGUUCUUGUCUCGGAUUUUGGACACGAAUCCCCAAACGAGAAUAACUGUGGACGAGAUCUUGAAAGACCCGUGGUUCACGAAAGGCGGAGUCAAAGAAAUCAAGUUCUACGAUGAAGAUUGUGUUAAAAUCGAUAAAGACGAACCAGAAAUCAGAAACUUGAACGCUUUCGAUAUCAUUUCGUUCUCGUCCGGUCUGGACUUGUCCGGUUUGUUUGAUGAUUCGUACAAGGCGGUGGAGGAUGACGACCUGUUCGUUUCGUCGGAGUCACCAGAGAAAUUAAUUCAGAAAGUGCAGGAGUUUGCCAAGGUCGAGAGGCUGAUGGCGAAGAGAAAGAAAGAAUGGGCAUUUGAUCUUGAAGGGCAAAACGGUAAUUUCGUACUGGAGGUUGAAGUUUACCGGUUAACGGAUGGUUUGGUUGUUGUGGAGGCAAAGAGGAGAGGUGGUGAUGCUGGAUGCUUUAAACAGAUAUGGAAAAACAAGCUUAAGCCUGAGCUUAGUGGGUUAAGUGUUUGUGAACCGGCAAGUCAGGUGACCGGAAACUGAAACUUUUCGGUAGCGUUGGGUGUAAAGUGAUGUAUGCCGGCCAUUGUUGUUUGUUGUAACUAAAAAUAUAUUUAAUUUUUAUUAAUAAAUUAUUAUUAUCAUCAUAAUGUAUGGAUUUUGCGAUUUUUAUUCGGAAUAAAGGUCAUUGCUGACGCUGUGGUGGAGGUGGUGAAGGUUUGUUUUUGUAA